GAAUUUUCUAAGUCCAUUGUUUUCUGCCUUGUCGCAGUAGUUGCCAUGUCUGCCAUGGCUGCUGCCUUCGCUCCCACCCCUGCACUCAACGCUCUCCGCCCAGCUCUCCGUGUUCCUGCCUGCUCCUCUCUCCGCAUGUCUGCCAAUGAGGACGAUCAACCCAAGGAUCUCUCCAAGGGCAAUGACUUCAUCUCAAUCAUCAUCGACUCUGUGAAGCGCCUGUUCAAGAAGUCCGAGGACGACUAUCCUCCCGGCGAGGGCCAGGGCUUCACCAUGACCCCCAAGACUCCCCAGCGCAACAAGGGAGACUGGGGCGACAAGUGAGCCAGUUAUGAGCCACAGAGCCUCGUGUGUGUACAAAGCUCAAGUUUGCUUUCUCAUUCAUUGACUUGCAUGUAAAUUGAUCAUUAACUUGUCUA
This is a messenger RNA of Guillardia theta CCMP2712, 419 nucleotides long. RefSeq lists its product as hypothetical. NCBI's taxonomy places the organism in Eukaryota, Cryptophyceae, Pyrenomonadales, Geminigeraceae. The record is from RefSeq and is a predicted model, not a curated record. The transcript is spliced from 4 exons. Bases 46 to 324 code for a protein of 92 amino acids.